This is a messenger RNA of Meloidogyne enterolobii, 1707 nucleotides long. NCBI's taxonomy places the organism in Eukaryota, Metazoa, Nematoda, Chromadorea, Rhabditida, Meloidogynidae. The record is from the annotation of a GenBank genome assembly.
AUGGAGCCUUUAUUUGCCACUAAUUUUGCUCAUCAAAAUCGUUAUCCUUCUACUUCUGUUGAAUCUGCUGAUUUUGCUGAAAUUCCUUUACUUCAUAAUUUUAAAAAUCGAAUUGGUUCAUUCAAAACAAAUGAAAUGCACAAAUCUGUAUUUGUUGAAUCUAAUGAAAAUGUUGCCGUUAAUAAGCCAGGUGUAAUGUCACAUAGUUUGGAUGAAGUUACGGGUCAAUCAAAAUUUCCGUCAGAUUUAAAAUCUUCGGAUAAUAUAACCGAAUGUUCUACCAAUUAUGACAAUACAAGCCAGUGCCAUAAAGAUACAGAACUUCGACAUGGUUUUCUCGAAAGGUGUAAAUUGUCUGAAAAUGGGGUGAAAUUAAAAAGAAAAGAUUGGUCUAGUGCUUAUGCUUAUUUAUAUAUUGGACAUUUGUUGUUUUACAAAGAUCAAAAGUCUGCAGAGAAGCAUGGAAAACAUUAUCCUGCUCCUUUGGAUGUUUGUGAUUUGAGAGAUGCAAUUGUCCAAUUUAUUACUGAUGACAAAAAACAAAGAGAUAAGAGAAGGAAGCACAUAAUUUCGCUUUUACUUCCAUCAAAAACAGAAUAUAAUUUUUGUAGUGAUGAAGAAGAAAUAAAUGAUUGGUUUUAUGCUUUACGUCAAGCAAUAAUUUCUGCACCUGCUUUAAAAAUUUCUUCAAAUAAAAUUAUUUGUGAUUGGAAUGGAAGUCUUCAACGUUCAAUUCGGCACAAACGCGAUUCUGCAAGUAGUACUUUUGGAAUUGGAAAGUCAACACUUCACAAUUCUAUAAAAUCACGUUUGAAGCCUUCCUCAACCAAAAGUAUUGCAAUUUCUGACGAUCACUUUUCUUCUGUGGAUAAUAAUGCUGUAGAAGUUGUCCCUCCUGCCAAGGCAACAAUUAUUGAAAGGCUUUUGCGAUUUUUCCGUUCUCGACCUUCAAUGGAAUCACUUAGGGAGAGAGGAAUUUAUAAACAACCAGUAUUUGGAAGUACUUUAAGUGAAAUUUGUUUUAGAGAAAAGUCGUUAGUCCCCAAAUUUAUAACUGAAGUAACUACUUUAAUUGAACAAAAAGGACUUGAUUGUGAUGGUCUUUAUCGAGUAAAUGGCAAUCUUUCUUCUGUUCAAAAAAUUCGUUGCCAAAUUGAUCAGGACAAUUAUGAACCUAUGAGACGUGAGGAGGAUAUUCACGUUCUCAGUGGCGCUUUAAAAUUAUUUCUUCGGGAGCUUCAAGAACCUAUUUUUCCGGCUACAAUGCAUAAAGAAUUUAUGUCUGCUAUAAGAGAUUCUGGCUCAAAAAAAUUUAAAUGUAUAGAUGAUUUGCUUCACAAACUUCCACAAGUUAAUAAACAAACUUUGCGUGUUUUAAUUUUACAUCUCAAUAAAGUAGCAACACAUUCUGGAAAGAACAGAAUGCAAAUUCACAACCUUGCCAUUAUUUUCGGGCCUUCAAUGUUUUGCUCAGAUGAAAGAAAUUUUAAAACAACUCAAGACAAGGGAAAAUCAAAUAAUAUCGGGAAAAGAAAAACUGUGGAUAAACGACAGGAGGAAGUUCAAAAUCAGCCUUUAAUUGUAGAGCCUACACAAAACUUAGCCUUUCGAAUGAUUACUUAUGGCCAGAUUCUCGAAUUUAUUUUAACUGAAGCUGAGAGGUUUAUAAUUACUUUAAUUAUUUUAUUUUUUAGGGGAGGGAUUUAG